Messenger RNA from Sinocyclocheilus anshuiensis, 2392 nucleotides. RefSeq names its product tryptophan 5-hydroxylase 2-like. Gene Ontology annotation, molecular function: iron ion binding; tryptophan 5-monooxygenase activity. Bases 33 to 1670 code for a protein of 545 amino acids. Gene Ontology annotation, biological process: serotonin biosynthetic process; aromatic amino acid metabolic process. The transcript is spliced from 11 exons. Lineage: Eukaryota; Metazoa; Chordata; Actinopteri; Cypriniformes; Cyprinidae. Gene Ontology annotation, cellular component: neuron projection. The record is from RefSeq and is a predicted model, not a curated record.
CUUCUGAGACAAUAGUACCUUUGCCAUAUGAAAUGCAGGGAAAGAAGACAUCUCAAGAGACGGCAACUAUGUCCUCUUUACUACAAACUAACCCGAAGGGGCCACAGACAGCCCCUAAAUCACCAGUUGGGCUUCUUGGGAAAAGGGGUCAAGAAGCAAUUCCUAAAAUGCAACCCGCUAUGAUGAUGUUCUCCAGCAAAUACUGGGCUCGACGAGGUCUAUCGUUGGAUUCAGCAAUGUAUGAUCAACAACACCUUGCAGCCUCCAUGCUCCGCAGGACAUCCUUUAAUCGGAUAGAUGAAAGACCUGAUAAAGAAGAACCAAAAUCCACUCAUGACCUUGGGAAAUUAGCAGUGAUUUUCUCUCUGAAGAAUGAAGUGGGCUGUCUGGUGAAAGCGCUGAGACUCUUUCAGGAGAAGCAUGUGAAUUUGUCCCACAUUGAGUCUCGGAGAUCCAAGAGAGUCACCAAUGAGGUGGAGAUUUAUGCAGAGUGCAACUGCACAAAGAAAGAGUUCAGUGAGUUGGUGCAGCACCUGAAAGACCACGUCAACAUUGUCUCAUAUAACACACCUCAACAAGUGUGGUCUGCAGAGACCGACUGUUUGGACUGUGUGUGUGUUUUGGGUGGGUUGCCAGAUGGGGAAGGAAUACCAUGGUUUCCCCAAAAGAUCUCAGAGCUGGACCAAUGCUCUCAUAGAGUGCUAAUGUAUGGCUCAGAACUGGAUGCUGACCAUCCAGGCUUUAAAGACAAAGUGUAUCGGGAGAGAAGGAAGUACUUUGUGGAAGUUGCAAUGAACUACAAAUUUGGGCAGCCCAUCCCACGGAUCGAGUACACAGCAGAAGAAGUGAAGACAUGGGGAGUAAUUUUCAGAGAACUUACAAAACUCUAUCCAACUCACGCCUGCCGCGAGUACUUAAAAAACCUCCCUCUUCUCACAAAGCAUUGUGGAUACAGGGAGGACAACAUCCCACAGCUGGAAGAUGUGUCUCGAUUCUUACGUGAGAGGUCAGGUUUUACCGUACGACCUGUGGCUGGAUAUCUGUCACCACGAGACUUCCUGGCCGGUCUGGCUUAUCGAGUGUUUAAUUGCACUCAGUAUAUACGUCACAGCACUGAUCCACUCUACACACCAGAACCGGACACCUGCCAUGAACUGCUGGGUCACAUGGCGCUCCUGGCCGAUCCCAAGUUUGCUCAGUUUUCUCAAGAGAUUGGCCUUGCAUCUCUAGGCGCUUCAGACAAGGAUGUGCAGAAGCUGGCAACAUGCUAUUUCUUCACAAUUGAAUUUGGACUGUGCAAACAAGACGGUCAGUUGAGAGCCUAUGGAGCAGGUCUACUGUCUUCUAUUGGAGAGUUGAGACAUGCGUUAUCUGACAAGGCAACAGUGAAUAUGUUUGAUCCCAAAACCACAUGCUACCAGGAGUGCCUCAUUACAACAUUUCAAGAUGUUUAUUUUGUCUCAGAGAGUUUUGAAGAGGCAAAACAGAAAAUGAGGGAAUUUGCUAAAACAAUAAAGAGGCCUUUUUCUGUCUACUACAACCCGUACACCCAGAGCAUUGAUUUAUUGAAGGACACCAGGAGCAUUGAGAACGUGGUUCAAGAUCUACGCAGCGACCUAACCACUGUCUGCGAUGCCCUGGGAAAAAUGAACACGUACCUCGGUAUCUAGCUAAUCAGAGUCAUCAGUGCUUUAUUGUAGAAUAAAUCUGCAACUGUUUUACAUUAUUAAAUUCCAAUUCCAUUAAUACUUUAACAUCUGUAGUGAUGUUGAUUAUCUGGGCUAAACAUUUAUUAGUCUUGCCUUGUUAUGAGGAUGUAUGCCACAUAAAUUAAGGUGUGAAAUAUUGCAACCGUAGUCAUACGGCAUUCAAACCCAGUCAACAUGUCAAUGUAUUAAGACACUAAAUGAAAAGAAAGGAUUUAAUAUUUAUCUAGUCUUUGCCUCUUUGUGCCGAAUGUUCUGCUUAAAACAGAGUUACAAAAUGUAUGUGUUUUAUUUCAACCUCAUAGCAAGUGAAGGCAGUUGGUACAUUAAUAAUGAUAAAAAAAAUGAAUUAAAAAAACCUAUUAAGCACUAUCCUGAUUCCAGUGGCAUUCUAAACGCAUGUAUGUGGUGCUUGCUUUAUUUGUUGUUGAAAAGCCAACAUCUCAGUCAAUAAAGCAUUAUAUUUUAGCAUUAUAUUUUGAUCUGCUUUUUAAAAGUGCGCAGCAAUGAGUUAAGGGCACAUUUCAUUCAUAACACUACAUUUUAUUUUAUUUUACAUUAAAUGUAUAUAUAAACAAGUACAUAUUUAAUACUGUGAAUAUAUACACUUAAAUAUAACCAGCAUAAUAAAAGUAAAAAAGGUAUCUAUAGAUUUAUAAAAUAUAGAUUUUAUAGAUUUUUAGAAA